Molecule: messenger RNA, 2594 nt
Organism: Erinaceus europaeus (western European hedgehog)
Lineage: Eukaryota; Metazoa; Chordata; Mammalia; Eulipotyphla; Erinaceidae
Gene: CCNT1
Product: cyclin T1
Exons: 9
Coding region: 216-2396 (726 amino acids)
Biological process (GO): positive regulation of DNA-templated transcription, elongation; regulation of transcription by RNA polymerase II
Cellular component (GO): nucleus; cyclin/CDK positive transcription elongation factor complex
Molecular function (GO): cyclin-dependent protein serine/threonine kinase activator activity
Source: RefSeq, a predicted model, not a curated record
UUGGCUGUUAACUCGGACUACUGGCCGUCACGUGGUUCAUUCCGGAAAUAAACUUGUAUAUCAGGCCACAGCGGAAGCGUGUCACAACCUAGCCGGCUGCCCUUAGCGGAAGUUCGUCACGUCGCAUUUGCCCACGCACAGCGGAUGUGUGUCGCCGCCUCGGUGACGCUGGGAAGUGCUUGCAGCCUUCGCCGCUGCGUUCUGCUUGAAGCACUAUGGAGGGAGAGAGGAAGAACAACAACAAACGGUGGUAUUUUACUCGAGAACAACUGGAAAACAGCCCAUCUCGUCGUUUUGGAGUGGACCCAGAUAAGGAACUUUCUUAUCGGCAGCAGGCGGCCAAUCUGCUCCAGGACAUGGGACAACGUCUCAACGUUUCACAAUUGACUAUCAACACUGCUAUCGUAUACAUGCAUCGAUUCUACAUGAUUCAGUCUUUCACACAGUUCCAUCGAAAUUCGGUGGCUCCAGCGGCCUUGUUUUUAGCUGCCAAAGUAGAGGAACAGCCCAAAAAGUUGGAACAUGUCAUCAAGGUAGCGCACACCUGUCUACAUCCGCAGGAGUCACUUCCUGAUAUCAGGAGUGAGGCUUACCUGCAACAAGUUCAAGAUCUGGUGAUACUAGAAAGUAUAAUUCUUCAGACUUUGGGCUUUGAACUAACAAUUGACCACCCACAUACACAUGUGGUAAAGUGUACUCAGCUUGUUCGAGCAAGCAAGGACUUAGCCCAGACAUCUUACUUCAUGGCAACCAACAGCCUGCACUUGACCACAUUUAGCCUGCAGUACACACCUCCUGUAGUGGCCUGUGUCUGCAUUCAUCUGGCUUGCAAGUGGUCCAACUGGGAGAUCCCAGUCUCAACUGAUGGGAAGCACUGGUGGGAGUAUGUUGACGCCACUGUGACCUUGGAGCUUUUAGAUGAGCUGACACAUGAGUUUCUACAGAUUCUGGAGAAAACUCCAAAUAGACUCAAACGCAUUCGAAAUUGGAGGGCUUGCCAAGCUGCUAGAAAAACAAAAGCAGAGGACCGAGGAACUGAUGAAAGCACUUCAGAGCAGACAAUUCUCAAUAUGAUUUCCCAGAGCUCUUCAGACUCAACGAUAGCAGGUUUAAUGAGUAUGUCAACUUCUUCUGCAAGUGCAGCGCCUUCCCUCCCAGCUCCCGAAGAGCCCUCCAGUAAUGUGAGCAGCAUGGAGAUACUGCAGGGCGAACGCUGGGUGUCCUCUCACCAGCCUCCUUUUAAACUGGAACCUGCUCAAGCUCAUCGGACUAGUGAGAAUUUAGCACUUAUAGGAGGAGCUGAUCAUUCCUUGCAACAGGAUGGCUCAAAUGCAUUUGUUUCCCAGAAGCAGACUGGUAAGAGUGUGCCAGCAGCUAAAGUGUCACUCAAAGAAUACCGCGCGAAGCACGCGGAAGAACUGGCUGCUCAGAAGAGGCAGCUGGAAAACAUGGAGGCCAACGUGAAAUCGCAGUACGCGUAUGCUGCCCAGAACCUCCUGUCUCACCAUGAUAGUCACUCCUCAGUGAUUCUGAAAAUGCCCAGCGAGGGCUCAGAAAACCCUGAGCGGGCUUUUCUGGAAAAGGCUGACAAAACAGCUGUUAAGAUGAGAAUCCCAAUGGCCAGUGGAGAUAAACCUUCAAAAUCAGAGGAGAUAAAAAUGCGCAUUAAAGUUCACGGUGCACCUGACAAGCACAACUCUAUGGAUGACAGUGGCACAAAGAGCCGAGAGCACAAAGAAAAACACAAAGCUCAUUUAUCUAAUCACCACCAUCAUCAUAAUCACCACUCACACAAGCACUCUCACUCACAGCUUCCGGCUGGGACAGGGAACAAACGUCCCGGUGACCCAAAACAUAGUAGCCAGACCAGCUCAUUAGCACACAAAAGCUAUAGCUUGUCCGGCUCUUUCCCCUCUUCUAGUUCUGCUCGUAAAAGGGGUCCCCCUGAAGAGACUGGAGCAGCAGUGUUUGAGCACCCAGCCAAGGUUGCCAAGAGUACUAAAGCCUCUUCUCUAAGUUUCACUUUCCCUCCUCUCCCUCCAAUGACCCAGUUGCCUGGGCACAGCUCAGACACAAGUAGCCUUCCCUUCUCACAGCCCAGCUGUAAAACUCGAGUUCCUCAUAUGAAACUGGAUAAAAGCUCCUCUGGGGCCAAUGGUCACAACACAACCCAGACAAUUGACUAUCAGGAUACUGUGAACAUGCUUCACUCCCUUCUCAGUGCCCAGGGUGUUCAGCCCACACAGCCCCCUGCAUUUGAAUUUGUUCAUUCUUACAGUGAAUAUCUAAAUCCACGUGCUAGUGGAAUGGCUUCCAGGUCAGGCACUACAGACAAACCCCGGUUACCACCUCUACCUUCAGAACCUCCUCCACCACUUCCACCCCUUCCUAAGUGAAAAAGAGGAGUGGAGGAAAAAAAAAAAACUUAAAAAAACUUUUUUUUUUUUAAAAAAAAAGCUACUGAUUCUGAACUAAGAAAAUUACUUCCCCAAUGAAAUCUGUUAUUAUUCUUGGACUAAGGAGUACAUUGAUGCUGAGAUGUGGGUGGUAGAAGGCCUUGCUUAUUAUGUCUGCUGCCUCAGAAAUUUAACUAU